CUGCGCGAAUCCAUGAAAGCGAUUUGCGAGGACGCACGCACGUACCGACUUCUGCAACGCGUGGACCCUCCUCCAUCUUAGCUACUACGGCCCGAAUUCAGACGAAAAGCGCUUACCCUUUUGGCUUCUCUUCCUUCUUGGCUAAGGAAACAAGUUUUCCCGCAUUUAUAUUCAACGUCUACCUCUGUGUCUCUUCAGUCUCUCUCUCUGUGUGUGUGCCUUCCGAGACCCAGAUGAUGGAGGAACCGCUGCUCUCAGAGAUAAGGAGCGAAAAUGGGGAGAAGGAAAGCGACAAGUGGCGCUCGUACCAGUACCUGGGGAGGACCGGCUCCGUGAUCCCCACCACCGCGUCUCUGGCCGGCACCGAAGUCAGCGUCGACGAGAUUCGGUCCGCCGCCGCCGCCUCCGAACGCUACCCGCCCUCGAUUCACGCCGCCCUCGUCUCCUCGCCCGAGCCCGAUCCCGGCGAGCAAGCAAUUGUAUAUCAAGGUGGAUAUGGAGAGGACUAUGGCGGAACCACCAGUGAAUUUCAGAGGCAAAUACUGGAUGAAGUAGAGAUACGGGAGUUGCUUAUUGAUCAUGUUGGUCAUCGCUGCUGUUGGGGAAGUCGUCCUGCUCGUACUUGGAAAAUUCGCGCAGUUGAAGAUUGCAAUGUUUACGUGGGAACUUUAGAUACCUUUUUAGAGGAGAGAGAAAUUAUAAGAGAAACAGAACCCCACCGUGGUGGCAACAUCGACGGAAAGGAUAAGGGUCCUGAACUGGGAAUUUGGGAAUUGGAUCUGAGGUCUCAAUUUCCUGUCCUAUUUGUUCCCUACAAGGAGACACGGACAAAAGUUCCUCAUUCUGAGACUAUAGAGAAAUGCUCAGGUUGUGGUGGACGGGGAGAUCGAGUGUGUCCCACUUGCAAUGCAGAUCAGGAACAUGGAUUUUAUAAAGAAAAUCAGAUGACGCCAUGCCCUGGUUGUCAUGGAAGGGGUUUAAUUGCCCAUAGAGAUGGAUCUGAUUCCAUAUGUGCCAAAUGCACUGGCAAGGGGAAGAUUCCUUGCGCAACUUGUGGAUCUCGUGGACUUAUUCAAUGCGAAACAUGUCUCGGAAGUGGGUCUCUUCUCUCACGAGGUGUUGCUGUUGUCAAAUGGAAGACUCUGUCAACCCGAAAAGUGAGUGCAACAAGUGGAGCCGCUUCGGUUCCAGACGAAGUUUUCCACAGAGCAAGAGGGGUCCAGUUGUGCAACACUCAAGCAUAUCAGUGCACUCCAGCUUUCUUUGCGGACUCGUUCUUCCUCAAUAAGUUCUCUUCCGAAGUCAUCUCCGAUAGGGCUUCUGUGCCUCCAACUGCAAGGGUGAUAUGCGAGAGGCACGCGAUCUCGGUCGUGCCAGUGACGCGCGUGACCAUGACGCAUCGUAAGAGGGCCUUCAGCUUCUACAUCAUCGGAUAUAGCAGGGAGGUUUAUUUGAAGGACUACUAUCCUGCUCAAUUUUGCUGGGGACUCUGUCCUUGCUUGGAGUGGUUGAAGUUAUAAGCGUGAAGGUCUCCAUAUUUUACGAACUUGUGUAUUGUACAUGCCGAAUAAGGUCUUUAGCAAGUUUGACAUCGUUGAGAGAGACUGCUACAUGUUGGCUUCCUUCGUUUUGUCCUUGUGGUGCUUUGGGUUGGUCGAGGCUUUUGAGGCGUACAUUUUGUGUGAUGUCUGUGUGUUUCAUCAUGCGGUAAUGUCAUUGAAUAUUGAGUUUCUUGCUUUUACAAAUUCUGGGUUGGAGUUGUUCCUUUAUUUUGCUUAUGCAUAUAGAACAUGUGGGUGCGAACACAAAAAUAGGAACUUCCACGUGGGGUUGGCAUGUUGGAGUAAAGAUUACUAUCAUGUUUCUGAUGUUAAUGAAGUUGUCAUGUUCGUGAGCUAA
Molecule: messenger RNA, 1899 nt
Organism: Syzygium oleosum
Lineage: Eukaryota; Viridiplantae; Streptophyta; Magnoliopsida; Myrtales; Myrtaceae
Exons: 7
Coding region: 234-1520 (428 amino acids)
Source: RefSeq, a predicted model, not a curated record